This is a messenger RNA of Ruditapes philippinarum (Manila clam), 2013 nucleotides long. RefSeq names its product matrix metalloproteinase-19-like. Bases 206 to 1738 code for a protein of 510 amino acids. Gene Ontology annotation, biological process: extracellular matrix organization; collagen catabolic process; proteolysis. Gene Ontology annotation, molecular function: zinc ion binding; metalloendopeptidase activity. Gene Ontology annotation, cellular component: extracellular matrix. Lineage: Eukaryota; Metazoa; Mollusca; Bivalvia; Venerida; Veneridae. The record is from RefSeq and is a predicted model, not a curated record. The transcript is spliced from 11 exons.
GCCCUGGACUUAAGUGUAACCCACUUGAUCAUCUCAGCUCUUGACCCGGAUAAAAUGACUGAUAGAACGUUUGUACGGAUACAUGACACUUAAUAUCUUACUUUUUCUACCAAUAAAAAGGGCAUUGUUUUAUAUCGAGUGUCAUUUUUUUCUUGAAGAAAAUAAGAAAAAAGAAAUUCAGCAAGAAUAACAAACUGCAUUAGAAAUGAAGCAGUUUGGAAAAUAUCUAUUUAUUCUGAUAUUUUACUAUUUUGGAGAUUUGAGUUAUGGAAAGCCAUUUGAUACUGACCUUUACCUAGAAAAGUUUGGAUACCUGGACGAGAAACAACCCGGUAAACAGCAUGAUGAACAGUCUAGGAAAAACGCAAUAGAGACGUUUCAAGAGUUUGCAGGACUCCCGGUGACAGGUCAGCUUAAUGAGGCAACUCUAAAAAAGAUGUUGGCGCCAAGAUGCGGCCUACCUGACGUCAUCAAACCGUCUGACCGGAUACCCCCCACAGGGAACAAGAAGCAUGACCUUAGACAACCAUUACAGUUUAAUGCUCCCGGAUACAAAUGGGAUAAGAAACAAGUCACGUACAAAUUUGCUGGUUUCACUCGACAGCUUCCGGCAUCAAGUCAGAGACGUGCAAUAAGGAAUGCUUUUAGCAAAUGGGAAGCUGUUAUUCCUCUUACAUUUCGGGAAGUAAGUUCCGGCAACGCUGACAUUCUUAUAAACUGGGUUUACCGUUCGCAUGGAGACGGAAGUCCUUUCGAUGGUCUUGGUGGGACAUUAGCACAUGCGUUUUUCCCUGGAGAGUCAGAUAUCAGCGGUGACACACAUUUUGACGAUCAGGAAGUUUGGACGGAGAGAAGUAAAGAGGGAACUAAUUUAGAAAUUGUGGCCGCGCAUGAACUUGGACAUGCUAUUGGUUUAGGACACAGUAAUGUUGAUGGGGCACUUAUGUUACCUUUCUACGGUGGAUAUGACCCGAACUAUAAACUGAAUUAUGAUGACAUACGUGGUGCUCAGUCGUUAUAUGGUGGAAAACAAGCCCCAAGACCAACACCAAGACCACGCCCUCCUCCAAGGCCAACAUUAAGGCCACGCCCAACAUCAAGGCCACGCCCUCCUACAAGACGCCCUGCACCGACUCAAAAACCGGACGAUGAAGAUAAAUGUAGUAUAAAAUUUGACGAUAUUGCCAAUGGACCCGAUGGUCGAUUGUAUGCGUUUAGAUAUAGAAAGGUAUAUAAAUUCAACAGUAAUGAUGUGGGUAUAGAACGAAAGUUUCCCAGAAAUGUCCGUAAAGUUUUUCCAAAGGCUCCAAACAAUAUCGGUGCUGCUGUGUACGAUAGAUUCAACAGAAAGUUCUAUAUCUUCAAAGGAAGUCGGUACUGGAGGUACAGUUAUAAUUUUCAGCUGGAUCCCGGCUAUCCUAAACGUUUACGUGGCUGGUACCGAAGUAUUCAGGCUGCACUCCAAGAGGACAACGGUGAAAUCAGAGUUCUCAAAGGCAGUGAAAUGAGUGUAUGGAGAGAGGAUUUCACAAACCCUCCACGAGGAUACCCAGUUAAUAUCAAUCGAGGCUGGCCAGGUUUAAGGUCCGAUCUGGAGGCUGCUAUACGUUAUAGAAGACAAUCAUAUUUCUUUAAGGGAGGAAAUUAUUUUAGAUACAAUGACCGGUAUAAAAAGGUCGAUUACAGAAAAGCUAAAGCGGGACCCUGGCUUGGUUGUGGACGUGUGGAGCCGAAAUGAAGAGGCUAUAAAACAUAAAAGACAUGAUGGUCCAUAUUGCAUUUAUUAAUUAUUUUAAUGUGCUUCAGUUUCAUGAUUUGCACGUUACUUAGUCAUUCUCAGAAAAUUGUGCCAGUUCAUUUUCUUUUGGAAUGAAUCGGAACUCGUUUUAGACACUCAGCGAAUGUUAGAUGAUAAAUCAUAUAUAUGUAUAAAUUUGUAUUUUCAAAGACUGUACAACAUAAAUGUUUCAUUAAAAGCAAGUGUAAAUUGUGUAAUAAACAUUUACAAGAAAU